Messenger RNA from Quercus robur (English oak), 1634 nucleotides. RefSeq names its product serine carboxypeptidase-like 45. Gene Ontology annotation, biological process: proteolysis. The record is from RefSeq and is a predicted model, not a curated record. Gene Ontology annotation, cellular component: vacuole. Gene Ontology annotation, molecular function: serine-type carboxypeptidase activity. Bases 104 to 1495 code for a protein of 463 amino acids. The transcript is spliced from 10 exons. NCBI's taxonomy places the organism in Eukaryota, Viridiplantae, Streptophyta, Magnoliopsida, Fagales, Fagaceae.
GGAGCGGGUUAAAAGUAGCUAAACAGUUGCCACCUGAAGAAACACAAUUAAGUUGCAUCCUCUCUCUCUCUCUCUCUCUCUCUCUCUCUCUCCAUCUGUCAUUAUGCAACAUAAAUCAUGGAUUAUCAUCGGAACAAUCUAUGCAACUCUAGUGCAAGUAUGCCUAACUCUUGGCUCCAUUUCGGGAGAUCAUAAGAUAGUCAGCUUGCCAGGGCAGCCAAAGGUUAAUUUCCAGCAAUAUGGGGGAUACAUAACCAUUGAUGAAAGGCAACACAGAGCUCUAUUUUACUAUUUUGCUGAAGCAGAAACAGAACCAGCUUCAAAGCCUCUAGUACUUUGGUUGAAUGGAGGUCCUGGUUGUUCAUCAAUUGGUGCCGGAGCAUUUUGCGAGCAUGGGCCCUUUAGACCAAGUGGAGACAUUCUGGUCAGAAAUGAUUAUAGCUGGAAUAAAGAAGCAAAUAUGUUAUACCUGGAAUCCCCAGCAGGAGUUGGAUUCUCCUUCGCUGCUAAUAAAUCCUUCUAUGACUCCGUGAACGAUGAACUCACAGCACAAGAUAAUCUUGAGUUCCUUCAGCGCUGGUUCACAAAAUUCCCAGAAUACAAAGGUAGAGAUUUGUUCAUCACAGGGGAGAGUUAUGCAGGACAUUAUGUUCCACAACUCGCACAGCUCAUUAUUAAGCAAAAUGUGAAGUUCAAUCUCAAGGGCAUAGCUAUAGGGAAUCCUCUACUGGAGUUCAAUAUUGAUUUCAACUCCAGGGCUGAGUUCUAUUGGUCUCACGGAUUGAUAUCCGAUUCAACUUAUGAAAGUUUCACUUCCAUCUGUAAUUACUCCCAAAUCAGAAGACAGUCAACUAGUCGCAGUCUCACUCCUGUUUGUUCUGGAGUAAUAAGACAAGUUUCAAGAGAAAUUAGUAACUCCAUCGACACGUAUGAUGUCACUCUUGAUGUCUGUUUACCAUCAAUUCUUUCACAAGCCCAGGUGUUGAAUCAACUGCAAGAUACAGAGAAAAUAGAUGUUUGCGUGGAAGAUGAAACAGAUAAGUACUUGAACCGGAAAGACGUACAGCAAGCUUUCCAUGCUCGACUUGUUGGAGUCUCCAAUUGGACUUUUUGCAGCGAUGUCAUCAAAUAUGAAAUGCAAAAUCUUGAAGUACCUACAAUCCAUGUUCUGGGUGAGCUUGCCAAAUCAGGCAUCCGGGUCUUAGUAUACAGUGGAGACCAAGAUUCUGUCAUCCCACUUACUGGGACACGAACACUCGUAAAUGGACUUGCCAAGGAGUUGGGACUGAAUACAACUGUGCCUUACAGAGCGUGGUUUGGAGGAACACAGGUUGCUGGAUGGACACAAGUAUAUGGCAAUAUCUUAUCUUUUGCAACCAUUAGAGGAGCAGCUCAUGAAGCUCCAUUUACACAGCCAAAGAGAUCACUUGUGCUAUUUAGUUCAUUUUUGGCAGGAAGGACAAUGCCAGAAUCACCCUCAUUGACCGAGCAUUGAGCAAGUUCUUAAACAAAUGAACAAGAUUUAAGCAACCAUAUUGUUUCGUUUUGAAUUUUUUUCAUCAACUUCUCAUUGCAACAAAAUGUACUGCAGAAGUAUAAUUCAAUGGUUGCCCUUGCUGAUUUAUUGGUAAAAA